AUGACAGAACCUGCAUCUACCGCGGCAUCUUGCAGUGAAACCACCGAAGAGGAAAGAUCGUCGCUGCCUAAUGGAAUAGUAAUUGGAAUUGACAUUGGCACCUCACCGUGCCGUGUUUCUGUGUGGAACGGUUCUGUAUUCGAGGUUUGGCAAAAUGAAAUAAACGAGAUGAUGAUAAGAUUCUGCGAAACUUCCAAAGAUCAUGACUUUGCUAUUGGAUCUGGUAGUAGCAGUAGUAGUACUGAAGUCUCGCUCGAGAAUAUGGAUACAAUUUUCGACAUGAAUCAGUUUUUUAACAGAAUUUUCAGUGAAAGUGCAAAAUUUCCAUUUCUGAUGCACACCGUGGACAUUAAGGAUCGGCCUUUUGUUGAUGCAUUUAUGAAAAAACUGUGGAGAACCACUAUCUCAGAAGAACUACUUGGAAAAUUUCUAAUGAAAUUAACAUCAAUGGUUGAAACUCAGCUGAACAGACGUAUAAGAAAUGUAGUGUUUACAGUUCCAGUUUCAUUCAGUCAAUUGCAGAUAAAUCGGAUACAUCGUGCUUGUGUAAUGGCCGAUUUUAAAGCUAUCCGACUGAUGCCUCAACCAACAGCAGUGGCGUUUUGGUAUGUGAUGCAUAAACUGUAUGCUUACGCUUAUGCUUCUUCUCAUGAGGAUAAGGACAAUGAAAGCAAGAAAAUUGCUCUCAUUUUUAAUAUGGAUGCAGGUUAUUGCGAUGUUUCUGUUAUUGAAGUGGAAAAAGGGAAAUUCCAUAUAAAAGCCAUGACAGGAAGUACUAUUGGUGAAGAAGAUUUGUUUCGAAAUAUGAUGUGUCAUCUUUUACCUAAUUCUGAAAAUAUAUUCAAGAGACAUGUUCACUGGAACUCAGAUAUUACAUCAAUGGCUUCUCUUCGAAGUAGAAUUCACGGUGUGAUUACUAAGCUUUCGUCUGAGACAAGUGUUGAGGUUGACUUAAAGUCGUCGGUACUUGGUUUGAAGAUACAAAGGGUUGUAACACGGGCGGAGUUUGAGGAUGCAAACAAAGAGGUGUUUGAGAAGUGUGAAAACCUAAUCAUGCAAUGCUUGCAAGAUGCGAAGAUAGAAGCCGAGAAUAUAAAUGAUGUGAUUAUUGUAGGUGGAUGUGGCUAUAUACCGAGAGUGAGGAAUCUUGUUACUAAAAUAUGCAAUGGAAAGGAAAUUUAUAUAGGUAUGAAUCAUUUGAAUGCUGUACUUUGUGGUGCAGCAGUGGCAGGAGCUGUUGUCGAGGCCUCUGAUGACGCGAACUUGUUUACUUCUCAAGUCACACUCCAUACCAUCGGAAUUCAAGAUGAUGGAAUGAAAUUUGUAACUGUUAUUCCGAAGAACACAUCAGUGCCAACGACGUGGAAUAUAGCUUUUUCAACAAAUGAUAAUCAAACUACAGCAUUGAUUGUUAUCUAUGAAGGUGGUGAGGAGGGACAAAUGGCUGAAGAAAACAAUGUUUUGGGAAAUUUGGAAAUAACUGAUAUACCUGAAGCACCAAAAGGGGUUCCGGGAAUCACUCUUUCGAUGACGAUAGACCAUAAAAACAGGUUGACAGUUACUGCUUCUGUUCGGAUGCCGAGAUAUGAUCAACAAUCUGCUAUUCCUAUUAUUGAAGAAAGGAUGAUAAAGUUUGAUGAUCAGUUUCUAAUUAGAACUAAGUUUGAUGAUACAAUAGAUUUGGUUAAGUCCUUCAAUGUGGAACAAUAA
Messenger RNA from Trifolium pratense (red clover), 1710 nucleotides. Its product is annotated as heat shock 70 kDa protein 8-like. The coding region runs from base 1 to 1710 and encodes 569 amino acids. Gene Ontology annotation, biological process: cellular response to unfolded protein; protein refolding. Gene Ontology annotation, cellular component: cytoplasm. The transcript has a single exon. NCBI's taxonomy places the organism in Eukaryota, Viridiplantae, Streptophyta, Magnoliopsida, Fabales, Fabaceae. Gene Ontology annotation, molecular function: misfolded protein binding; ATP-dependent protein folding chaperone; heat shock protein binding. The record is from RefSeq and is a predicted model, not a curated record.